AUGGCGAUUCUAGCCUUUAAUCUCAACCCAGAGUCAAUAAGCAAACUUCAUGAUGCCCUUCUCUGCCUCGGCAAAUUUAGUGAUUCAGUAUCCCUCGAAGCAUCUCACGACAAGCUCAUUCUAACAGCUCUUAAUUCAACCAAGUCUGCUUACGCAUCCUUUACACUUGAUGCCAAUAAGUUCUUCAGCAAGUACGACUACAACCCGGCAAGACCCGGAAAAGCGACCUGCGAUAAGUUUGUUUUCCGAAUCUACAACAAGGCUCUUUUGUCCGUUUUUAGAGGUCGAGCAUGUGAGCUAAAUCGAGAAAGAGAUACAGCUGUAGAUCGGUGUGAAGCAUUUAUCGAGCAUGGUGAUGGUAUUUCUAAAAGUCGUUUUACUAUUAGAAUUGUUUGCAAGCAUGGCGUCAACAAAACUUACAGACUGACGUUCGAGUCGGUCCCGUCAAUGCAUGCUCUUUUUAUCAAAGAAAAAGCCCAUAAUCACUGGUCAAUGUCUUCCAAAGCCCUGAGAGAGUUUUCUGAACAUUUUGGCCCAGGGACAGAGCAGCUUGACAUUUACCUCGAGGGCGGACGACUCAACUUCACCAGUUUCACGGAAAAAGUGAUGCUAGGGAGCGAGAUACUAAAACAGCCACUACAUACAACAAUCGCUGUAGAUACCCUAGAGUUUUGCGAGCUCGAUAUUGAAGAAAUGCUUCACAUUACCAUCAGUGUUAAGGAUUUCAAGGCGAUAGUCGUGCACUCGGGACUCAAUAACCUCGUCACAAAUGUUUUUUACUCAUAUCCUUCAUGUCCUAUGCAAAUAUCAUAUCAUGAUGAUGGGGUCUGGUCAGAGUUUAUUCUCAUGACGACGGCAGAGGCGAGAGUUACUCCUGCCUCACAGGUGCCAAACUUGGAUCCUGAGCCCAAGCCAGUCAUUUCAAAACUUCCCGAGGAAGUUAAAUCGAACUCGAAAAGGUCCACGCAAAUCUUAACGCCAUCUCUCAAUAAGACUGCAAGAGUUGAUGGACAGCGGUCUGUUCAUGAUGUAAAUCUUGACCCUUAUUUUCCGGCCCCCCUGCCUAGCACCCAGUCUGAAUCCCUUUUUAUUCCUCGAGCCAAUGAUGAGUGUGACGAUCAGAUCUGGAAUCCGAUAAAUUACGACGAGGAAGACUCUGAGAUGCUGAUGUGGGAUGACGGAAAAAAAAAUACUUCUAAACCUGAUCUUGUACAUAUGUUCAAUGACUUUGCUGGUCAAGAUAUAUCUACAGAAAAAAAUUCCAGCGGGAUAAAUGAUGACAAAUUGUCUAGUAAUGAUUUACUACUAGGUUUACCACCAACACAAAAGUUGUCACAGAUUCGUAACCUUGGAAUCUUUGACCAAAAUGAAUUGAUUUAG
Messenger RNA from Blumeria graminis f. sp. triticale, 1380 nucleotides. The record is from the annotation of a GenBank genome assembly. NCBI's taxonomy places the organism in Eukaryota, Fungi, Ascomycota, Leotiomycetes, Helotiales, Erysiphaceae.